This is a messenger RNA of Angiostrongylus costaricensis, 2095 nucleotides long. NCBI's taxonomy places the organism in Eukaryota, Metazoa, Nematoda, Chromadorea, Rhabditida, Metastrongylidae. The record is from the annotation of a GenBank genome assembly.
UAUCACUAACGUGAGUUUAUUCCGUUUCACAUCUGCAGUCUACUCCGAAUUAAUUCAUAUCGUUAUUUGUUUAAGUUACUGCAUAUUAUCUCUCGCUCGACUGCAACAACAUCCGCAAUCGUCAGAAUGCUCAGAUCUCAUUAAACCUUUUCAACGGACCGGAUUUAUUUUAGUGGGUAUAAUGACAGCCGCGAAGUAUGUUGACACGCGAGCUUACAACGUAUGGAAAACGUGGGCGAAACAUGUUCCAGGAAAAGUUUUGUUUUUUGUUGCCGAGAAUACAGAAUCUGUACAUCCGGAGUUACCAUUAAUACGUCUUAAAGGCGUAGAUGAUACGUAUCCGCCACAGAAGAAGAGUUUCGCAAUGGUCAAAUGGAUGGCGGAGAAUUAUCUGGAUGAGUUCGAUUGGUUUCUCAGGGCGGAUGAUGAUCUAUAUGUACGAGGUGAUGAACUGGAGAAGUUUCUUCGUUCGCUAGAUUCAUCCAGGGCACAUGCAAUUGGUCAAGCGGGUCUAGGAAAUAGUGCUGAAUAUGGUCUUCUUGCACUAGGAUCCACAGAUAACUACUGCAUGGGAGGUCCUGGAGUGGUGAUGAGCAGGGAAACCUUGCGGCUCUUAUCUCCACACUUAAAGUCUUGCCUUGAACAUCUGCUUACAACACAUGAGGACGUUGAGUUGGGUAGAUGUAUUCGACGGCACGUUGGUGUUGCCUGUACGUGGAACUACGAGAUGCAGAAAUUGUUUCAUAACAACCAAACAGCUGCAAAAGCCUAUACUGGUGAUCUAUCGGAGGUCAGGGCUGCCAUUACAGUUCAUCCUAUCAAAGAUCCAGUGGUAAUGCGUCGUGUCCAUGUACACGACCGUGCGUUCCGUUUACAAGCGUUGAGAGCACGACGAGUGUCGUUGCGAACAGAACGCAGUGACGUGCAGCAACCUACCUCUCGAGAUCUGACUCCAUGGGACUAUAUAAACAACAACAAGAUACUCUUUUGUGCUGAUCGCGUUAACUGUCCACGACAUACGGUAGACUUGAGCAUAAGAACCGAAAUGGGAAAUAUUGUAACUCAAUUGUUCGAGGAAUUCAAUUCGAAUGCACGUCAGAGAGGAAGAGUUCUACAAUUCCAAAGCUUACAAUACGGUUACAUGCGGGUUGAACCUCGUUACGGAGUUGACUACGUAUUGGAUAUGAUUUUAUGGUUCAAAAAAUUCCGACCGCCUCAUCGGACCACCUUGUCAGUUCGACGGCAUGCUUACGUACAGCAGGUUUUCGCUCCUCUUCAGGCAACCUCAGAUCGCAAAUUGAGAAGGAAUCUACGCCAAGGAAGCAAUUUUACAGGGGAGAAUGCUCAUCUACACAUGAUUCUACCCCUGAAGGGUCGUUCGGAGAUCUUUGCAAGGUUCGCGAGCCAUCUAAAGAAUAUUUGUGCACGAGCUGGCGACAUUUCACUAGUGGUAGUUCUGUACGAAAGUGAAGAUGAGAUAGCAAAUCGGAUAACAAUCGACGAAUUGCGUCAAAGUUUUGUACGCGUUGAAGUAAUCGAAAUGGAUAAAGCACCGUUCAGUCGAGGUAUAGCUCUUAUGAAAGGUGCUGAACGCGUCCCUGCUGAUGGACUAAUGUUCUUUACUGAUGUCGAUAUGCUAUUCACCUGUGAUGCACUACAUAGAGUCCGAUUGAAUACAAUCCUCAAUGCACAAGUGUAUUUUCCCAUCGUGUUCUCUGAAUUCUCUCCGGAGAGUUGGUCAGAGAAUGAUCGUUUACUCGCCGAUGCGUUCCAUUAUGGCAGAAGAAGAGGAUAUUUCAGACAUUUCGGUUAUGGACUGGCCGCACUUUAUAAGGCAGAUCUGAUUGCAGUUGGUGGAUUCGACACUAAAAUCGAAGGUUGGGGUUUAGAAGACGUGGAUCUUUUUGAAAAGGUCGUAAAGUCUGGAGAUUUACGGAUAAUACGAUCACCUGAACCCGGUUUGGUUCACAUAUACCAUCCAAUUCACUGUCCCGAAUCCAUGCCGCAAGCUCAACGGCACAUGUGCCAUGGGUCGAAAGCGGCUAGUUUGGCAUCAAUUGACGCGCUGGUGGAUCAGAUUUCACAUUAUACAUGA